Messenger RNA from Drosophila mauritiana, 13688 nucleotides. It is a transcript of the gene Dnah3, whose product is annotated as dynein heavy chain 3, axonemal. Gene Ontology annotation, biological process: microtubule-based movement. The record is from RefSeq and is a predicted model, not a curated record. NCBI's taxonomy places the organism in Eukaryota, Metazoa, Arthropoda, Insecta, Diptera, Drosophilidae. Gene Ontology annotation, molecular function: dynein intermediate chain binding; minus-end-directed microtubule motor activity; ATP hydrolysis activity. Gene Ontology annotation, cellular component: dynein complex. The coding region runs from base 139 to 13335 and encodes 4398 amino acids. The transcript has 53 exons.
CAGACUAGAAAUCGUGUUUCGUUGUGUUGGCUUUGAAUACGAUUCGUUAGCAAACCAACAUCAACGGAAGGAUCACGCGCACACCGUCCCUGAAGUUCCCCCCAGACCAAUCCAUCCAAACCAAUCCAUGCCCUCGCCAUGCAGAAGAAGGUAGCGCCCGAGCGCCGUCCAUAUUGUGAUCCUCGGCUGCAGGAUGACAAGCUGAGGAGGAAACGCACUCUCCAUCUGCCCAGAGUGUCGCAGGCUCAGAAGAAGGGCGAAAAGCGUCAGCUGAACGACUGCCCCUUCUACAACCUGACUUAUGGCUUUGACCAGCUGCCCCUGGAUCCUGUCAAGGAGUUCCUGCAGGAGAAGAUAUCUCACAUGCAGACAGACAAAAUAGUGGGACACUGCAAUCGGGAGUUCGAUUUCCAUCGCUACGAUUUGGAUAACGUGAAGGAGGAGUAUGACGAGUGCGAUGAUGACAGCCUGCAGGAGCUGCAAUUGGAGGAUAUUAUCAUGCCCGAGCAGUUCGAGAUGCUGCGCGAUGCAAAGGAUCAUGUAUACAACUUCGAUUCCACGGCCUGUAAUCAAUUUCCCUGGAUUGACAAAUGGAUGACUGGCGUGCGUCCCAGUGAGCAGGAGAUCUAUGAAAUGACCAGCCACCUCCUGGAACUCUACUGCAAUCGCAGGGUGCGUAUCUUCUACCCGGGCUGCGGAACCAGUUCCUCCUUGUGGACGAACCAGCUGAGGCGCCAGCACGGAUCCCCUUCGGAGCUGAUUGGAGCCUAUCGAACGCCCUCUGCCCGCCACAUGCGAGUGAACAACAUGAGAGGACCACCCAAGAAGGAGAAGUUCACGGCCGGCGAUCAUUAUGCCUUUCGAACGCCGCAGGAAUGUCGCAACGAACUGAUGAGAGUUGGGAAAAUAAUUGAUGAGCUAAUCGAGCCAGUGCUGAAAGCAGCAGAGCACAAAAUUGGGCAUGGACUCACGAAAUAUCCCGAUCCGCCCAGUUGUAAGGACAACACUAAUCGAAUUCUUAAGUCUGCAGGUAUAUUGGUGGGAAAGAAAAAGAAUUGCUAUGUAGGAAAGUGUCGCAUCCAUCGUAAGGACUUUGCCACAAAUGAGGAGUUCCUGCGCUGUCUCAAAAGGAUGGAAGCUACCCACUUUCCGUACAUGCAACCCUUGCAACCGGUGGAUCCUGAUGACCAAAAGAUCAAAAUGAUGGCUAAAUACCGAGUAGAGCUGGCAAAAGCGGAGAAGCUGUUUACCCUGAAGAUACAGAAGCGAUACCAGUGUCUGCUGAAAAGUAUGUCCAUAGUUCAACUGGCGACGUAUCCUUCACACCUCAUCCGAAAGGCCUUCAGACGCAUCAAUCCAAGGAGCGCCCUUCUGCAGGAUGCCUACCAAUUUAUAGUAAAGGAAAAGAAAGAUUGGCCCAAACUGCCGCCAGAAGUUAUAUUAAUGGAUUACCUGUUCGUGGGGGACCGCGGAGUGCGUCAGGACCUCGCCAUCCUUAUUAUCGUGUGUCUCAUCGAUCUGCAGGAGGACUUCCGCCACUAUGUCAAGCGCUCCUUCCUUAACUACCUCUUAUCGUCCAAUAUGGAGAGGAGGCGUCUGCAGUUGGAAAGGGAACCUCCAGAGUUUCCCAUUCUGACCAUAUCUCCGCCAGUUUCCUGGCGCUCCAACCUCCUGAGGGGCAAGGCUCGUAUUGGCGAAGUUCUUAUGACCACACAUCCGACGGUUCAGGCACUGAAUAGGUUGUGGCACGAUCUUUAUGAGGAACUGGUUGUCGUUGAUCUGGGUCAGCUACUUCUGGCUCAGCGGCCACUGGAUGCAGAUACUGUCCAGGUUUUCAUUGAGAAGAGUUGUGCCGACGUUCGAGAUUUGCUGCUCAACGACUGGCUGCCACGAUGUGCUGACCUUAUGAACGAGAUGCGUGGCACUUGGAAGGAUCUGGUGCCCAUGUCGGGGAAGUAUGGAGGACGUGCGGCCAUGCUCUUCCGGUGCAUCCAUUCGGCGAUGUCCCGACACUUGAACAGCCUCAUUAGCAAAAGCAUUAACUACCUUUUCAAGGUCCUGUGCGCCUUCAAGGAUGGCAACCGCAUCGAAAAGUACUCCAUGUUCGACGCGAAGCUGAAGAGGAUACCGCUAAUGACCCUGAUUGCUUCUGUGGUCGGUGCCCACUUCGAUCACGAGCCCAUCAACAUGGGCCCUGGAGUCAGACCCGCCUCGAACAUAUAUGUCUAUGAUGAGGACGACGCUGAUCCUUUUCAGCAGCCGCAAGUCAACCAGUUUGUGGAAAAUGUUCCUGAUAUCGAUGAUGUGGCUCAGUUCGAACUGGAUCACUCGAAUAAGCUCUACAUAUAUCCCUAUAUGCAGGAGCUGCCUCGAAUUUUUACAGAGCAUUUCAAGAGUAUUUUGGCAGUGGGCUAUGAAAUUCCCCGCCUCGAGUUUGUCAUGUCUGGCGGUGAACCCGAAACCAAGGGCUUCCUGCUUUUCAUUGAUGAAGACCACGUGGACUUUCUGGAACUCUGCGAGAAAGUCGAGCAGAUUGUCAAAGUCAACUGGCAGGGAGUGCACGUUUACCUGAAGCCCGUCUACAAGUAUUACUUUGGACUCUUCCAAAAGUUAAUAUUGCCCAUGGUGCAGAAGGUCUGGACAGAGAAUAACCUGCCGGAACUUGGGGCUGUCCAGGAGCUGUUGAAAAAAUUGCAGGCCGUGAGCGAUACGACCUAUUAUCUGCGCGAUUUCAUUCCGCUCAACCUGUUCAUGCUGGAUAAUCGGCACGUGAAGCUAUCGCUGCGGAUGUAUGUGCGCGAAAUCUACGAUUUCAUAAUUGAUUUUUACAAAGCCCUCAAUUGGAACGAGAAUCGAGCCAUCUGCGAGGAGCUGGAGGAGAUGUCGAUGAAGGCCGGCGAGCGGCCGGAGGAGACGCCCGAGGUGGUGGCCCUGCAGAACUACAUCAACGACUGCCGAGAGAUGCGCAUAUUUGCCAUCAAGGAUGAAAUCAAGAACGUGUUGAAGCGCGUCGUCUUCCUGCUGACACACACCUACCUGUCCAGCGACGAACUUCAUCUGAACUCGCGCACAUUCAUCCUGCCGGGCGAACUGGAGGAGGUCCUGGAUCUGAGCGCCGCCCGCCUGUCGGUGGUGCGUGAUAAUCUGGAGCUGGCCUUGCGGGAGCGGCGCUUGGAGUUCGAGAAGCUGCUGGCCCAGGAGAAGCGCACGAUGGACGGUUUUCGCAUCCGGGAAAUCCGAGAUGUGCUCACGCUGGAGGAGCUCAAGGAGCGGGUGGAUACGGUCGAUUUGCUCUUCACCACCAUUGAGAAUCUCAGCCGUGAGGCCAAGGCCAUCAACACAGAGGAGACUCUACUCCAAAUCGACGUGUCCGCCUUUCCACUUCUUGCCGAGAUCAUCGAGAAAAUGGAGCCCAUCGAGAAGCUGUGGAAGACCUCGUACGAGUUCGAAAAGGAUUAUCUCAUUUGGAUGUUCGAGCGCUUCGAAUGCCUUAAUGCGGAUGGCGUGCGGGAACAAGUGGAGAAUAUGCACAAGAUAAUGUACAAGUUGUCCCGUCAGUUGGCCUACAAUCCAGUGGCCAAACGAGCUGCCGAGCAGAUGCGCAUGAAGAUCGAGAAGUUCCGCGUGUAUCUGCCCGUCCUGGACUCGAUUUGCCGUCAUGGAUUGGAGAAGCGGCACUGGGAUCAGAUCUCAAAGAUACUGGGUCGCAAGGUCAAUCCGAAAUUGUUCCCCACGCUGAAGGACAUGAUCGAUGUGGACAUCAUGAGCAUUCUGCCGCAGCUAGAAGAGAUCGCUAAUGCCGCGGGCAAGGAGUACGACCUGAACAAUGGACUGAGGAUCAUGCAGGCGGACUGGAGAGACGUGAUGUUCGAGGUGCUGCAAUAUCGCGACUCGGACACGCACAUCCUGGCCAGCCUGGAUGAUAUUCAGACGCUGCUGGAUGAUCAUAUAAUGCGAACGCAGGCCAUGAAACGAUCGCCAUUCAUCGUAGCCUUGGGCUCCAAGGCGGACGACUGGGAGGCCCGCCUGCUCCUCAUUCAGAACAUCAUCGAUGCUUGGACACAAGUACAGAUCACCUGGAUGUACCUGGAGCCGAUCUUCAGCAGCGAGGACAUCAUGCGACAGAUGCCCUUGGAGGGUCGGAACUUUAAAGCGGUGGAUAAGCUGUGGCGCAAGAUUAUGAAGCACACGCUAAAGGAUCGACAUGUGAUGGCUGCCACCGAGUAUCCUGAAAUGCUUGAAGUCUUCACGAAGGCCAUCGAGGAUUUGGAAACAGUCACAAAGGGCUUGAACACAUAUCUGGAGCAAAAGCGCCUCUUCUUCGCUCGCUUCUUCUUUUUGUCCAACGACGAGUUAUUGGAGAUUCUUUCCGAGACCAAGGAUCCCAUGCGUGUGCAGCCCCAUUUGAGGAAGUGUUUCGAAGGAAUUGGCAGUCUGACCUUUGACGACAACAUGGAGAUCGUGGAGAUGGUCAGUGAUGAGGAGGAGCGUGUGGCCCUGGUGCGGAAAAUUAACCCGCAGUUGGCCAAUGGAUUAGUGGAGAUGUGGCUCAAGGAGGUGGAGAUGGUGAUGCUGGACAGCGUGAAGGAGCAGAUGCGCGAGGCCUGGGAGGACUACGCCAUGGUGGAGCGCAUCUCCUGGGUGGUCAGUUGGCCCGGUCAGGUGGUGCAGGGCAUCUCCUGCAUGGCCUGGACCUACGAGGUGGAGGAGGCCAUCGAGACGAGGGAGCUGCCGGCUUAUUUGGAGAAGUCCAAUCUGCAGAUUGCCGACCUGGUGCAAUUGGUGCGCACGGAUCUGCAAGCCGGAGUCCGGAUUGCCGUGGAGGCGCUGAUUGUCCUGGAUGUUCAUGAUCGCGAUGUUGUGAAAUACCUGACAGAUUGCCGGAUUACCAACAUCCAGGACUUUGAUUGGAUCUCCCAGCUCCGAUACUACUGGAAGGUUAACGAGAAAAACGAGGAUUGGGUGUGCGUCAGCAUGGUGGUCACAGAUGUCGAAUAUGGCAUGGAAUACUUGGGCAACCUGCCCCGCUUGGUGGUAACUCCCCUCACGGAUCGCUGCUACCGCACAUUGAUGGGCGCCCUGAAGCUGUGUUUGGGAGGAGCUCCUGAAGGACCUGCCGGAACUGGCAAGACGGAGACCUGCAAGGAUCUGGCCAAGGCGGUGGCCAAGAAGUGCGUCGUCUUCAACUGCUCCGAUGGACUGGACUACAAGGCGCUGGGCAAGUUCUUCAAGGGCUUGGCACAAUCGGGCGCUUGGGCCUGCUUCGACGAGUUCAACCGCAUCGAGCUGGAGGUGCUCUCCGUGGUGGCGCAACAGAUCCUGACCAUCCAGCGGGCCAUCGGACGCAAGGUUGUGAAAUUCUUUUUCGAGGAUACGAUGCUCAAACUGGAUCCGACUUGUUCCAUAUUCAUAACCAUGAAUCCCGGCUACGCCGGACGAACAGAGCUGCCGGACAAUCUGAAGGUCCUGUUCCGCACAGUGGCCAUGAUGGUGCCGGACUACGCCAUGAUUGGCGAGAUCACCCUGUACUCCAACGGAUUCGAUAUGGCCAGGAAUCUCUCGCAGAAGAUUGUCCAGGCCUACAAGCUGUGCUCCGAGCAGUUGUCCUCGCAGUCACACUACGAUUACGGAAUGCGCGCCGUAAAGUCCGUUCUGUUGGCCUCCGCCUCGCUGCGACGGCUUUAUGUUGACCUGCCGGAGCCGGAGAUUGUCCUGCGCGCCAUUGUGGAUGUCAAUUUGCCAAAAUUCCUGGAGCAGGACAUCUCCCUCUUCAUCGGCAUCUAUAUGGAUCUAUUCCCCGGGGUUGAGCUGCCAAUGCCGCAACGUGGCGACAUACUCAAGUGGCUGCACAUCAACCUGGCGGAUCGGAAUCUGCAGGCGACGCCAUGGUAUUUGGAGAAAAUUCUGCAGAUAUACGAGAUGCUGCUGGUGCGUCACGGCCUGAUGAUAGUGGGUGGCUCGAUGGGCGGAAAGACCACUGCCUACCAGGUCUUAGCCCAGACGUUGCGUAACGUUUCCAACGACGAGGAGGCGACACUAAAGGAGUUCCCGGUCACGUUCCGCAUCAUCAAUCCAAAGGCCAUAACCAUGGGCCAACUUUACGGGCGCUUCGAUCCAGUUUCCCAUGAGUGGUACGACGGAGUGCUGGCCAAAACCUUCAGGGAGCAGGUGCAAGGACCAAAAGGGGAGAGGGCAUGGGUGAUGUUCGAUGGUCCAGUGGAUGCGGUGUGGAUCGAGAAUCUGAACACAGUGCUGGACGACAACAAGAAGCUCUGCCUGAUGUCCGGCGAGAUUAUGCAGAUGACCAAGCUGAUGAACAUGAUGUUCGAGCCGGCGGACUUGGAGCAGGCAUCUCCGGCCACCGUGUCGCGUUGCGGAAUGAUCUACAUGGAGCCAUCGCAACUGGGAUGGCGGGCGCUCCACAAGAGCUUUAUCAAUGUAUUGGUGAAUAAGGUGGGUCUUAGUGAGAUCUACAUGACGCUGUUCGAGGACAUGACGGAGUGGUUGGUGCCGGCGGCCUUGGAAUUCCUGCCCCAGUGCAAGCAAAUGCUCGAACUUUCACCUAUCUAUCAGUACCAGACCUUCUCGCGGUUCUUCUUGCACUUCCUAGAGAAGCACAAGCAGUUCAAUCAAGCCUGGUUCCAACAAAUGUUCCUCUUCUGUUUCGCCUGGGCCUACUGUUCGGCUCUCACUGGCCAGGGUCAGAAGACCUUUGAUGCACUGCUGCGAAAGGUUAUCUACGGUUCCAAUGAGAACUUCCCCAAACCCAAGUACUUCUCUCUGAACCGCGGUCAAAUGUUCCCAGAGAAACUUCUCUUCCUGGACUACCGAUUCGAUGAGGCUGAAAACUGGUGGACCUGGCAGAAGAGCGACGACAGCGCUAGCACCACGUCCAACUUCCCCGAGAAUGCCCAGAUCAGUGAGCUUAUUGUGCCCACCAAGGAAACGGGAUACAUAUCCUAUUGGCAAGACUUUUGCAUUUCCAAGUCAUACGCCAUGUUGGUCGUUGGACCUACAGGAACUGGAAAGAGUGCCAUCAUUACCAGCAAUCUGCUGGCCAUGCCCAAAUUCGCCAACCUGGUCAACGUCAUAAACUUCUCGGCUCGUACCUCGGCGCAAAUGGUGCAGGACACCAUUAUGAGCAAGUUGGACAGGCGGCGCAAAGGAGUUUUUGGACCCUCACUCGGAAAGAAGUGCACUGUUUUCUGCGACGAUGUGGCCAUGCCAUCGAAGGAUACUUAUGGCUCACAGGCUCCACUGGAGCUCCUCCGCACUUGGCUGGAUCAUGGUUAUUGGUCGGACCUCGUGGACACCACCAAAAUCGAGCUGGUGGACAUGACUCUGAUGUGCGCCAUGGGCACUUUGGGUGGCAGUAACUUCAUUUUUCCGCGUCUCUAUCGCCACAUGUUCGUGGUGGCCGUCGAUUCCUUUGAGGACUCAACCAUCGUUCGCAUAUUCACAACGAUUGGUGAUUGGCAUUUUUCCAAGGGCUAUCCGGAAAAGGUGGCUCUGCUAUCCCGUGGCUUAUCGGAGGCUAUGGUCAGUGUGUACCGCGAUGCGAUUCGCAGCUUCCUGCCCACGCCAGCCAAGUCGCACUACUCCUUCUCCCUGCGGGACAUCACCCGUGUCUUCCAGGGCAUCGUGAUGGUGCCACCCAAGCGGCUGCCCGAUCCCGAGAAGCUGGGUCGCCUGUGGGCUCAUGAGACAUAUCGCGUAUUUUACGACCGUUUGGUGGACCAGCAGGACCGAGAUCGUCUGCUCGUGAUGGCCGUGGAUGCCUGCAAAUCCAAUCUGCGUUUUCCCUUGGAGCAGGCAUUUGGUGAGCGCAUCGAACCCGGCGAGAAGCUGACCGACAACGAUCUACGUAAUCUCUUCUAUGGCAAUUACAUGGAACCGGAUGCGGAACCCAAGUUUUACGAUGAGGGUGAUACCUACGAGAAGCUGGAGAAACUGAUGAAGUACUACCUCAGGGAGUACAACUCCUUCUCGAGUACGCCAAUGGAUUUGGUCAUGUUCCGGUUUGCCAUCGAACAUGUGAGCAGGGUUUCCCGGGUGCUGCAAAUGCCGCGCGGCAACAUCCUGAUGGUGGGCAUGGGAGGAUCAGGACGUCGGAGCUCCGCGCGUCUGGCCGCCUACAUAGCGGAUUGCCGGCUCAUGACGGUGCAGGUGUCCAAGAGCUACACUAUUAUGGAUUGGCGCGACGACCUCAAAAAAAUACUAAUGUCGGCCAGCUUCAAUCUUAACCACACCGUGUUCCUCUUCUCCGACGCACAGGCAACGGAUGAAGGCUACGUGGAGGAUAUCAAUGGCAUACUUAAUACCGGUGAUUUGCCCAAUCUCUAUCAGCUGGAGGACAAGGCAACCAUUAUGGAGAAUAUGGCAAAUGUAGCCAAACAAUUGGGCAAGAUUUUGGACACUCUGCCCAGCGAGGUGUACGCCUACUACAUCGACCGUAUCCGGGAACAGCUGCACAUCGCACUGGCCUUCUCACCCAUCGGGGAUUCCUUCAAGGAGCGAAUCCGUGUGUAUCCUUCGUUGAUCAACUGCUGCACCAUCGAUUGGUAUAUGCCCUGGCCAGAGGAGGCCUUGUCCCGCGUGGGAGUUUACUUUGUCAGUUCAAUGAACCUGAACCGACCGCAUGGAGAGGAGACACAGGAGCCGGUCCAGAGCAAGGAUGCCGCUGAUGCAGACGAGGAGGAAGUGCGUCGCGAAACUGUUGGUGAAGAGCGGGAGCAGACCCAAUUGGAGGCAGACCUGGUCGACUGCGUUAUGUACUUCCAUCAGUCUGUGGUGGAUGCCAGUGAAAAGUGCUACUUGGAGCUAAAUCGCCGAAACUAUGUUACGCCAUCUGCUUAUUUGGAGUUGCUGAAGGCAUUUCGCACUUUCUACUCCCGAAAGCUCGACGAGAUUACCCGUUUAAGGGAUCGCUAUACAACGGGUUUGGAGAAGCUCGACUUCGCCGCUGGUCAAGUGGGUGAAAUGCAGACGAAUCUUUAUGAUCUCCAGCCCAAGCUGAAAGUCCUGUCCGAGGAGACGGAUCGCAUAAUGGUGAACAUAGAACGUGAGACGGCCGAGGCGGAGAAAAAGAAGGAAGUGGUGGGUGCGGACGAGGCGGCGGCCAAUGAAGCCGCUGCUGCUGCUCAGGCCAUUAAGGAUGAUUGUGAAACCGAUCUGGCCGAGGCCAUUCCCGCCAUGGAGGCCGCCUUGGAGGCUCUGAACACCCUGAAGCCAGCUGAUAUUUUCAUAGUAAAGUCCAUGAAGAACCCGCCCUAUGGCGUCAAGUUGACCAUGGAGGCUGUGUGUGUGAUCAGGGGCAUCAAGCCGGAUCGAAAACCGGAUCCAAGCGGUCACAUGGUUGAGGACUACUGGGGUCCCUCUAUGCGCAUGCUCAGUGACAUGAAGUUCCUGGAUUCCUUGAAAACCUUCGACAAGGAUAACAUUCCACCGCCCAUUAUCAAGAGGAUUCGGGAGAAGUACAUAGCAGAUCGUGACUUUGUGCCGGAAAAGAUCAAGGCUGCCUCGAUGGCCUGCGAGGGCAUUUGCCGCUGGGUGCGUGCCAUGGAUGUAUACGACAAGGUGGCCAGGAUCGUGAUGCCUAAAAAGGCGGCUUUGGCCGAGGCCGAAGGGGAGCUAUCCCAGCAGAUGGAGAAGCUCAAUGCCAAGCGUGCGGAGCUCCAGGUUAUUCUCGACAAGCUGCAGAAGCUCAACGACUUCUUUGCGGAAAAGUCGCGGGAAAAGAAGAGAUUAGAGGAUGAGAUCGACAACUGCGAGAAAAAGUUGAACAGAGCUGAAAAGCUGCUGGGCGGACUUGGAGGUGAGAAGACCCGCUGGUCAGAGGCGGCCAAGAAUCUUCACGAAUCCAUUAGCAACAUUGUGGGCGAUGUCCUGCUGGCCGGCGGUUGCACUGCUUACUUGGGCUAUUUUACGACGGAGUACCGUGUUAAUAUCCUGGACGACUGGAAUGCCCUGUGCAAGCGCAAGCACAUUCCGAGUAGUGAAACCUUCUCACUGGCCACCACUUUGGGUCAUCCGAUGACCAUUCGAGCUUGGUCUCUGGCUGGUUUACCCGCUGAUAACUUUUCGGUGGAGAAUGGCAUCAUAGUGACCAAUUCCAGUCGUUACUCGCUGCUCAUCGAUCCGCAGGUGCAAGCCAACAAAUGGAUCAAGAACAUGGAGAAGAAUAACAACCUAAAGGUGAUCAAGCAGAGUGAUGCUAAUUAUAUGCAAGUACUUGAGCUGGCCAUUACCUUUGGCCAGCCUGUGCUCAUCGAGAAUGUGGGUGAAAAGCUGGACUCGAACUUGACGCCCAUUCUGGAGAAGAACGUCAUCAAGCACAAGGGCGGUCUGUUUAUCAAAAGCGGCGACCAAAUGAUAGAAUACAAUCCCAACUUUCGUCUAUACAUAACGACCUGUCUCCGCAAUCCGCGUUAUCCGCCGGAAGUGAUGGUUAUGGUAACAGUAUUAAAUUUCAUGAUAACGGAACAGGGAUUACGCGAACAAUUGCUGGCGAUUGUGGUGGCUCACGAGCGUCCCGAUUUGCAAGAGAAGAAGGAACAAUUGAUUAUUGAGUCCGCAAGGAAUCGUGAUGCAUUGUACACCAUCGAAUCGAAGAUAUUAGAGGUUCUUUCCACAUCAGAGGGCAAUGUGCUAGAAGACGAGAACGCCAUCAAUAUCCUUUCGUCUAGUAAGAUUCUGUCGGAGGACAUUCAGGAAAAGCAGGUGAUCGCCGUGGCCACUGAAAUUGAGAUCGAUGCCGCACGGCAGCAAUAUAUUCCCGUGUCCAAGCACUCGGCCAUCUUGUUCUUCUGCAUCAGCGAGUUGGCCAAUGUGGAUCCCAUGUACCAGUAUUCCUUAUCUUGGUUCCUCAAUCUCUUCGUCAACACGAUUCUGAAGGCUCCGAAAUCCGAUCAAUUGAGCGAACGUUUGAAAAACCUGAAUGACUACUUCACGAAGUCCAUAUACACGAAUGUGUGUCGCUCUCUUUUUGAGAAGGAUAAACUGGUCAUUUCCUUGGUCAUGUGCCUGGGCAUCCUGGUCUCACAGGGUCGAGUGGAGAAGGCAGCACUGCUCUUCUUCCUCACAGGAGGCAUUGGAUACAAGAGUAUUCCCCCGAAUCCCUUGGGCGCCUGGCUGCCAGAUAAAUCCUGGGCUUCUGUCUGCAAGGCUGCGGAUCUGGAAGGCCUCAAGAACCUGCCACAAAUGAUGGAAACGCACUCGGAUGAGUGGCACAACUUCUACGACGCAAGCAAUCCCGACCAGCUGCAGCUGCCGGCACCGCACAACACGGUGAACGACAUGUACUUCCUGAUCGUCAUCAAGUCUCUCCGUCCGGACAAGUUGGUGCCAGCCGUGCGGGCUUUCAUUACGCGCAACCUGGACCGCUCGUUUGUGGAGCCGCCACCCUUCGAUUUGGCUGCCUCGUUCGCGGACAGCUCGCCGAAAAUUCCUCUGGUGUUCCUGCUCUCGGCCGGAUCGGAUCCCAUGGCCAGUCUCUUCAUGUUCGCCAAACAACGCAACAUGUACGACAAAUUGAAAACCAUCUCACUGGGUCAGGGACAGGGUCCGCGAGCGGAGAAGAUGAUUAUGGAGGCCGCCCGACAUGGCCAGUGGGUGGUGCUGCAGAACUGUCACGUCGCCAUCAGCUGGAUGGGCGACCUGGAGCGGAUUUGCAACGACACCACCUUGACGGAUGGAGCCAACCAUGAAUAUCGGCUGUGGUGCACCUCCUAUCCCAGUGCCGUCUUCCCCGUCUCCGUGCUGCAGAACUCCGUCAAGAUGACGAACGAACCGCCCAAGGGGCUCAGGGCUAACAUGCAUCGCUCCUUCACCUCGGAUCCGCUGAUGCGGGACAAGUUCUUCACCAACGCCUUCCUCUUCUCGGACAGCGCCAACAAGUGCUGGUUGAGGGGCGUCUUUGCUCUGGUCUUCUUCCACGCCGUCGUCCAGGAAAGACGAGAGUUUGGGCCCUUGGGCUGGAACAUUCCCUACGAGUUUAACGAGUCCGAUUUGAAAAUCUCCCUGUUGCAGUUGAAGAUGUUCAUCAACCAAAGUCAGAGUAUUCCCUUCCGCGGCCAUGUGUAUUUGACUGGAGAGUGCAACUACGGAGGUCGAGUCACUGACGACAAGGAUCGUCGUUUGAUACUAUCGCUGCUCAACAUGAUAUAUAAUCCUAAUACCAUCGAAGAGGAUAACUAUGCCCUAUCUCAAUCGGGAACCUAUCGGGUGCCCAUGAGUCCCACUCGCUUGAAUUCCAUAGAGUAUGUCUCCAGUUUCCCGUUGAGUCCCCAUCCCGAGGUCUACGGACUGCAUGAAAAUGCGGAUAUCAACCGCAAUGUUAAGGAAACUAAUGCCCUCAUCAGUGGCGUUUUGCUGACCCAGACCGAUUUGAUGGCCUCCGUGAAGGCCAGUUCCUCUGGCGGCGCCAAGGAGGACCCGGCCAUAGCCAUCUGCAAACAGGUCCUCAAGCAACUGCCAGAGGAAUUCAACAUUGACGAGGUGUCCAAGACGUAUCCCGUGAUCUACACCAAUUCGAUGAACACCGUGCUGCGACAGGAGCUGAUUCGCUUCAAUCGCCUGCUCUCAUAUAUCCGGAAGAGUCUGGUCAACGUGGGCAAGGCCGUGGUGGGUCAGAUUGCCAUGAUUCCCGAACUGGAGCGAACACACGCCUCGAUGGUCAUUGGCAAGCUGCCGGCGGACUGGCUGAAGAAAAGCUAUCCGUCGCUUAAGCCAUUGGGCAGCUACGUGAGCGACCUCCUGGCCCGGCUGGCCUUCUUCCAGGAGUGGAUAGACAACGGCGAACCGAUGGUUUAUUGGAUAUCUGGCUUCUACUUCACCCAAUCCUUCAUCACGGGCGUUCUGCAGAACUACUCGCGCAAGAAUCGCUUCCAAAUCGAUAUGAUAUUGAUCGAGUUCGCGGUGACCAAGUUCGAGGUUCAAGUCCCUGGAACUCCCGACAUAGGAGCAUACAUCCGGGAACAAAAAGAGGUCAAUGAUGAGACCAAGUUUAUUCAAGGCAUCUUUAUCGAGGGCGCCCGCUGGAAUCGCAAAACCAAGGAGGUGGACGAGUCCUUCUCGAAGGUCCUGUUCGAUACACUGCCCGUUAUUUACCUGCGACCCGUGCUGAAAGCCCUGGAGGAUCUACCCCGCUCCACAGCCGGCGCUGAGCCGGAGACCGUCUACGACUGUCCCGUUUAUAAGACAAGCGAGCGGAGGGGCGUCCUGUCCACCACCGGCCAUUCGACCAAUUUCGUGAUGUACCUGCAGCUGAGGUGUUCCCGGAAACCCAUGCAUUGGAUUAAUCGGGGCACGGCUUGUCUGUGCCAACUGGACGACUGAUUGGGAUUGCAUGUGGCCAUGGAGCAGGUGGCCAUCCCGGAUCUGUGCCUGUUUAUGUCUUUUUCCAUGGCACAAAGGGCCGCCUGUCCCAUCUAUAUGCAGAUAUGUAUUUUGAUUUUGUUCCGUUUGAUUCCGCUGUCCAGGAAGCCCGAAAGCGCACCGUCCUGUUUGUUUUUUUGGGACCCCUCCUUCCGUAUUCACCUGGGGCAAUGUGGCAAGUUGGAGGGGCAGUGUCAUUUUGAUGAUGAUGAUGCUGAUUGCCAGAUAUAAAUUAAAUAUGCACAGUAGUAUACAGCCUGGCUGGAUAUAUUUUUUAUGUGUGCCAUUUACAAAUGAAUAAACGAAAGCAUAAA